AACUCUUACCGUUCAACUCGAUCACUUCACUUCGCACUCGUCAGCUCAUAAACCAAACAGAGAGCUCACCGGCUUAGCACAGAGAGGACAGAGGGGAGGCAAUCAAGGAUGCUGCGGAACCCGGCGUCGGAGGCCUUGGUGCUGGACAGCAUCAGGCAGCACCUCCUGGAGGAGCCGCGCGGCGCGGCGAUGGCGGCGGCGGCGGCGGAGGGGAAGGGCUCAAGCGGGGCGCGGCCGGCGUACCGGCGGAGCACGAGCUUCGGGAGCCUGGUGGCGGACCAGUGGAGCGACUCGCUCCCGUUCCGCCCCGACGACUCCGACGACAUGGUUGUCUUCGGCGCGCUGCAGGACGCGUUCGCCUACGGCUGGCUGCCCGACGGCUCCUUCGUGCAGGUCAAGCCCGAGCCGCUGCCGUCCCCGGACUCCUCGUACUCGUACGACGGCUCGUGCUUCGGCGUCCUGGAGCCGGAGCCGCUGACGCCGAGCACAGAGGAGGGGGUGACGCCCAAGAGGGAGGAGGCAGCAGCGGCGGUGGCGAGGGGCAAGCACUACAGGGGGGUGAGGCAGCGGCCGUGGGGCAAGUUCGCCGCGGAGAUCCGGGACCCGGCCAAGAACGGCGCGCGCGUGUGGCUCGGCACGUACGACACCGCCGAGGACGCCGCGCUGGCCUACGACCGCGCUGCCUACCGCAUGCGCGGCUCCCGCGCGCUCCUCAACUUCCCCCUUCGCAUCGGCUCGGAGAUCGCCGCCGCCACCGCCGCGGCCGCAGCCGGCGACAAGCGGCCGUCGCCCGAACCCGCGACCUCGUCGGACUCGUCCUUCUCAUCUUCAUCUUCUUCCUCCUCGUUGUCCGGCUCGCCGAAGAGGCGGAAGCGAGGCGAGGCUGCAGCCGCGACCAUGGCCAUGGCCCUGGUGCCCCCGCCUUCCCAGCUUAACAGGCCGGCGCAGUCAUGGUUCCCCGCCGCGCCGGUCGAGCCGGUGGCGAUGGCGCCGCGCGUGGAGCAGCUGGUCAGCUAGGCGCCGAUCGAAGCUCAUGUCAGCGACCGGGUGCGGGUGACAAUGAGGUGUGCAAGUGCAAUGAUGGAUUGACGACCAGCAAGGUGCAAGAACAGGACAAGACCCAGUGUUGCACUUGCACGGUGCACGACGGACAACGCAUGCGACGGAGAGCGCACGACCCAGUGAAAGCUCCACCGGAUGGAAUGCGAUAAGGUCGAAGCGAUUGGGUGGUGCAGUUGGAAUUGGGAUCCAGACGGGCUCCGGAUGGUGCCGUUGCUCGGUGCAACUCGCCCAAGUGGAAGAACCUGUAUGAUUACCAAGUGUUUGCCUGCGAAUUUACGGUGCCUAAGGUUAUUUCAUUCAGUACUGGCGUCGCCGUCAGAGUGGUGUGGUGAAUGUGAUAUCUUGUGAGGAUGAGAGUAAGGGCUCGUUUGCCAAAUUUCAGAUUAUUUCUCUGAUGAA
Phragmites australis (common reed) is the source of this 1461-nucleotide messenger RNA. RefSeq names its product ethylene-responsive transcription factor 2-like. The record is from RefSeq and is a predicted model, not a curated record. The transcript has a single exon. The coding region runs from base 109 to 1017 and encodes 302 amino acids. Gene Ontology annotation, molecular function: DNA binding; DNA-binding transcription factor activity. NCBI's taxonomy places the organism in Eukaryota, Viridiplantae, Streptophyta, Magnoliopsida, Poales, Poaceae. Gene Ontology annotation, biological process: regulation of DNA-templated transcription; ethylene-activated signaling pathway.